AUGCAUCAACCAGCCCUGGUCACGGUUGCUGUUCUGCUCUUCUCUCUCACCACUGUCUAUGGGGGGAACGUGCUUGUCUUCCCAUUGGAUGGAAGCCACUGGGUGAAUAUGAAAGUCCUCAUCGAAGAGCUGCACUCCAGAGGCCAUAGCAUCACAGUGAUUCGUCCAACCACCAACUGGUACAUCAAGGAGAAAUCCCCUCACUACUCGUGCAUUACCAUCCCAGUAUCUGGUGGUGGAUUUGUUGAGGAGGUCUUUAGUUUGUUUGUGACCAGACAAUUGCAGAUCCAAAGGGAGGGCGGAGGUUUCUGGUCUCGUAUGAGUCUGGAGCUUGAGGUGGUGAAGCAGUUCUAUGAGUUACACAAAGAAUUGGUUGUAAUGAUGACUAUGAUAUUCGAAGAUGCCGAACUAAUGCAUUCGCUUCGCGAUGCAAACUAUGACCUGGUUUUGACGGAUCCUGCCAUUGGUGGGGGCGUGUUUCUGGCUCACCGCAUUGGUCUUCCUCUUGUCUUCAAUGUCCGAUGGACAGUCCAGGGCGAGGGUCACUUUGCCAUAGCCCCCUCGCCUCUCUCAUAUGUCCCAUUGCCAGGAGCAAUGUUGACAGACAAAAUGACUUUUCAAGAGAGAGUCAUAAAUGUUCUGUUUUAUCUUUUUACAAGGUUUCAAAUUGCAUACGUCAUAGACCCUAACUACAUUCCGUUCGUCCAUCGUUACUUCGGCCCUGACGUUCACUACAUGUCAUUGUUCCAGGCAGCAGACAUAUGGCUCAUGAGGAAUGACUUUACCUUUGAGUUUCCACGGCCCACCAUGCCAAACGUGGUCUACAUGGGCGGUUUCCAGUGCAAGCCCUCGAAGCCGCUUCCUCAGGACAUGGAGGACUUUGUCCAGAAGUCUGGGGACCAUGGGGUCAUCAUGAUGUCCCUGGGGACCUUGGUGGGACAACUUCCUGAGGACAUCGCUGAGGACAUCGCAGCUGCUUUCGCCAAACUGCCUCAGAGGAUCGUCUGGAGGCACACUGGGAAGAGGCCCACCUCCGUGGGCAACAACACCUUACUAGUGGAUUGGCUCCCCCAGAACGACCUCCUUGGACACCCCAAGACCCGAGCCUUUGUUGCCCACGGCGGAACCAAUGGAGUCCAGGAGGCCAUCUACCAUGGUGUCCCUAUUGUCGGCCUCCCGUUGGUCUUCGACCAGCAAGACAACCUCAAUAGGAUGAGGGCUAAGGGAGUGGCUAAAAUAGUGGACAUCGCCACCGUAGACAGAUACAUCUUCCUGGAGGCAGUGAAGGCUGUUCUCUAUGAGCCGACCUACAGGGAGAACAUGCAGAGGCUAUCCAGGCUGCACAGGGACCAGCCCAUGAAACCACUGGACCGCGCCAUGUUCUGGAUUGAGUUUGUCAUGAGGAACAAAGGAGCGGCACAUCUGAGGACAGAGUCCUAUAAGAUGUCCUGGUUCACCUACCACUCUGUUGACGUCGUAGCAACGCUACUGGCCAUUGUGUUGCUCAUAAUGCUGGUUAGCACUUUAGCUGUAAGGUUUUUGUGGCGUAAGGUGUCUUGUAGGAGGAAAGUGAAACAUGAAUGAUAGCGAUGUAUUAAUGAAUCAUCAUUGAUAAAAUAUUCUAAAUCUUU
This is a messenger RNA of Oncorhynchus tshawytscha (Chinook salmon), 1631 nucleotides long. RefSeq names its product UDP-glucuronosyltransferase 2A2. Bases 1 to 1584 code for a protein of 527 amino acids. The transcript has a single exon. Lineage: Eukaryota; Metazoa; Chordata; Actinopteri; Salmoniformes; Salmonidae. The record is from RefSeq and is a predicted model, not a curated record. Gene Ontology annotation, molecular function: UDP-glycosyltransferase activity.